Psammomys obesus (fat sand rat) is the source of this 1458-nucleotide messenger RNA. It is a transcript of the gene Commd5, whose product is annotated as COMM domain containing 5. The coding region runs from base 205 to 879 and encodes 224 amino acids. Gene Ontology annotation, cellular component: nucleus. Lineage: Eukaryota; Metazoa; Chordata; Mammalia; Rodentia; Muridae. The transcript has 2 exons. The record is from RefSeq and is a predicted model, not a curated record.
UGCGGCGCGUGCGCGCGGCUCCGGGAACCAGCGAGGGCCUCAAUCGCGCUUUCCUAGAGCAGCCCGGAAGUGUCUCUGGGCGCUUCCCGAGCUCCGGCCAACUCUCUCCUGCUGCCAGCGUCCUCCAGGUGCUGCGAGCUCUGAAGGACUGGCAGCUGUGCUUAGGACCGUAUCUUCGGGCUGAUCAAACCAGGGGGAGCAAGGAUGUCUGCCUUGGGGGCUGCAGCUCCGUACUUGAACCAUCCAGCUGACAGUCAUAGUGGCCGGGUCAGUUUCCUGGGGGCCCAGCCGUCUCCAGAAGUAGCGGCAGUGGCUCAGCUCAUGAAAGACUUGGACAGGAGCACCUUCAGAAAGUUGCUGAAGCUUGUGGUCGGGGCCCUGCAUGGGAAAGACUGCAGAGAGGCAGUGCAGCACCUUGGUGCCAGCGUCAACCUCUCAGAGGAGCGUCUGGCCGUCCUGCUGGCGGGCAUACACACACUGCUCCAGCAGGCUCUCCGGCUGCCCCCCACCAGUCUGAAGCCAGAUGCCUUCCAGGACGAGCUCCAGGAACUUGGCAUCCCCCAAGAUCUGAUUGGAGACUUGGCCAGUUUGGCAUUUGGGAGCCAACGCCCUCUUCUUGACUCUGUGGCCCAACGGAAGGGAUCCGGGCUGCCUCACAUGUCUUACUUCCGGUGGCGGGUGGACGUGGCCAUUUCGACCAGUGCUCAGGCCCGCUCCCUACAACCGAGUGUUCUCAUGCAGCUGAAGCUCACAGAUGGGUCCGCGCACCGCUUCGAGGUACCAGUAGCCAAAUUCCAGGAGCUGCGGUACAGUGUAGCCUUGGUCCUUAAGGAGAUGGCCGAACUGGAGAAGAAGUGUGAGCGCAAACUGCAAGACUGAACCCUGUUAUUGUGGGUGCUGCAACUGGUACCAGAGCACAGCCCUGCUGGUCAUGAGGCCAACUCAAUUGAGGGCUUGCAUGUAAGAAUGUGUUUUGUUUCAGUGAAAAGACGGCAGUGUGACUCUCGGGUUUUGUUUUGUUUUAUGAGUAAGCAGCUGUGGGUAGUGGCACAGCUUAUAAUCUGAGCACUUGGAAGGCUGAGGCAGGAGAAUGGUAAGUGUAAGGCCAGCCUGGGUUACAUAAUGAGACUCAGUUUUGAAUUAAGAGGUAAAGCAACUAUUAAAAACAUGUUCUUCUGCUCAGGUGUGAAACCUCACGCUUACCCCUCUCCCAGCUGUUGGUAUGUGCUCUUGCAUGGGGACAUCUGGGGAUCUAGGGUCCACAACCUAGAGAGAGUAUACAGCAAGGUUGCUCAGCCUGACCUAAGCUUUUCUUUCAUAAGUCCUGUGCCUUGGUGUGGACAUGUUUAUUCUUUUGGCCCAAAUUUCCUUCUAUCAUGAAUGGGACAUCCUGGGGGGAGGCAACAGAGAGAGACAUUACAAAUACUAAAUACCUAUUAAAUGAUGUUUAGUAUCUAU